AUGGCAAUGCUGUUCACUCCCAUUGCGGCUGCAUCACUGCUAGCGGUGGUGGGCACACAGCCGACGGGUGUGUUCGCUCAAGAUGCCGAGGGUUGGUACAAGGCUCAUCCCGGAAUGUCGCGCAUCAAGGAUGUGAAUCAAGACACACAUCAGAUCGUCGAUGAAUUUGGCCGUACGCGGUUCUUCCACGGAACCAAUGUCGUUAUGAAGGAACCACCAUGGCAUCGGCCCUUGGAGUGGGUGCCCGGUGUCUCCUCGUUUGGCGAGCAAGAUGUCCAAAAUCUGCACGACUUGGGUCUGAACAUUGUCCGGUUGGGCCACAGCUGGGCUGGAGCAGAGCCUGUGCGUGGGGAGUACAACCAGACAUUUCUGGAUAUUAUGAAAAAGCAGACUAAGAUGGCGGAGGACCAUGGACUUUACGUUUUGGUGGACGUGCAUCAGGACUGCCUGGCGCGGCAAUUUUGCGGGAACGGUGUACCCGACUGGUUUGCCAAGAAAGAUUGGGUAUCGAGUGGCAAGAUGUAUCCGUUUCCCCUCAAAACGACGCCGUUCCCGGUGGAUGAAAACGGCUUCCGUUCGCCACAGUCGCUUUGCGGUUCGGUCGACUGGGCUCUGAGCUACACGUCGGUGGCGCUGGGCAAUGCGUUUGGGCGGUUAUAUAACAAUUACGACGGGCUGGGCGAUGCGUUCGCAGCGUACUGGAAAAAGCUGGCGUCCGAGUAUGGCAAGACGACCAAUGUGGUCGGGUAUAACCUGCUGAACGAGCCAUGGGUGGGCGACACAUGGGCCGAUCCGACACUGCUAGUGCCAGGUGUUGCCGACCACAAGGUCCUAGAAGGGCUCUGGAACCGCGCGGCCAAGCAGAUCCGUACCGUCGACAAUGACACACUCAUCUGGUUCGAAGGCGCAACGCUGGACGUCCUGUCCGGCUUCAACAACGUCCCGCUUGGGGACGGCUCUAAGUCGGUGCACUCGUUCCACUACUACAACCCGCCGCAACUGGGCUCCAUUUCCACCACGCUCAGCAACCGCCACAAGGACAACGAGCGCCUGAGGACCGCCGGGGUGCUGACCGAGCUCACGUUCUGGAUGGGUGAUGAGAAGCAGAUGCAGGGCCUCGCAGAUGCCAUGUCGGCGACCGAUGCCAAUAUGGUUUCCUGGAUCGGUUGGGCGUACGAGAACCUGUACAACGGCACAUCUGGUCAGCCCUAUCCUGAGCUGGCCAAGCACUACAGCCGUUCAUACCCAGCUGCCGUCGCCGGCACUCCCAAAAGCUUCAGCUUUGCUGACAGCUCGGCCACCUUCAAGCUGCAGUUCACAUCGGAUCCCAAUAUCCAAGCGCCCACCGAAAUUAUCCUGCCCCCAUCCACAUUUCCCAACGGCUAUAGCGUCCAGGUCUCUCCCGAUGGUAGCGUGCUGCAGUACGCCGUUGACAAGCGUACUCUAGCCUUCUUCACAUCGACCAGUAUCAAGAACGCCACGGACAUCACUAUCACAAUCACUCGUAAAUAA
Molecule: messenger RNA, 1512 nt
Organism: Aspergillus oryzae RIB40
Lineage: Eukaryota; Fungi; Ascomycota; Eurotiomycetes; Eurotiales; Aspergillaceae
Product: putative endoglycoceramidase
Exons: 2
Coding region: 1-1512 (503 amino acids)
Molecular function (GO): hydrolase activity, hydrolyzing O-glycosyl compounds
Source: RefSeq, a predicted model, not a curated record